Saccostrea cuccullata (small rock oyster) is the source of this 3634-nucleotide messenger RNA. RefSeq lists its product as uncharacterized. Gene Ontology annotation, molecular function: adenylate cyclase inhibiting G protein-coupled glutamate receptor activity. The coding region runs from base 1 to 3318 and encodes 1105 amino acids. Lineage: Eukaryota; Metazoa; Mollusca; Bivalvia; Ostreida; Ostreidae. Gene Ontology annotation, cellular component: plasma membrane. The transcript is spliced from 8 exons. The record is from RefSeq and is a predicted model, not a curated record. Gene Ontology annotation, biological process: regulation of synaptic transmission, glutamatergic; G protein-coupled glutamate receptor signaling pathway.
AUGAACGGACUCCUUAUAUUUGCGUUUCUCAUCUUGAGGAUAUCGCAAUCUCAUGGAACUGCAAUGCUUCAAGGAGAUGUCCAUCUUGGAGGGUUGUUCCAAAUAUUUAGUGAUGGGGAAUGUAAGAAUGAAAUACAAACAAUGUCUGUUCGAAACUUUGAGGCUGUGAAAUGGACACUUAACAUGUUAAAUCAGGAUAAUUAUAUUCCAGGAAUAAAACUUGGUAUAGAAGCCUUUCCAACAUGCAAUAUCAAGGGGAGAGCUGUAGAAUACACCAGUAAAAUAGUCAACAGAAAACUUCAGGAUCAAAUCAAUCAAAAUUUAGUGCCAAUCAUGGGAAUAAUCGGUCCAGAGUACAGUGGAGAAGCUAAAGACACUUCGUUAUACAUAAGCUCAUUGGAAAACAACAACAUGCUCAUACAAACACUUUUCUCCGCUACUUCCUCAUCACUGAGAGAUCGAAAUAAAUAUCAAAAUAUUGUCAGACUCGUUCCUGAUGAUACAAAACAAAUAUCUGUCACCACAUCUCUAUUGCAAAAACUUCAAUGGAACUACAUUGGUGUAGUUUACGAAAACAAUACAUACGGGCGUGGCAACUAUGAAGAUUUUAAAUUUCAGACUCAGUCAAGAAAGAUAUGCAUUGCAUACGCUUCAGCAGUAUCUAUAGAAAAUGGUCUGCUGAAUUCCAGAGACCUACAAUCAGUUUUAGAGUCCAUGAUUUUUAAUGCUGAAAGUAGAAUAACAGGAGUAGUUGUAUUUGCGUCAACCAAAACUGCCACAGUGUUUCUCAAUGUUGCCAACAAACUCAAAGAUCAGUACAAUUUUCAACUUGGAAUCAUCUUUUCUGAAGGAUCCUCUACUAUAGACAAAGUGACUUUAAACCAGUAUCGUGUAGCAAAAGGUUCUUUUUUCACUAGUCCUCCAUGGUUGACUUUUGAGAGUUUCAAAUUGCAUUGGUCGAAUAUUUUGACUAAUAAAACUAUUUUCAGUCAGGAAAUGUCAGGUAAUCCGUGGUUAGGGAAGGUUGUCGAGAAGUUUAUAUCUUGUGAUAUUCAGAACCCUACCUGCUUGAUGCCAACGUUAGCUGACGUAGAUUCUGUCACUGGUGAUAAUGUGUUUGAAGGUUAUGCAAUUUUGUCCACUAUCAUGCAAGCCAAAUUUCUCAAAGACCUCCAAAGAGAGGAAUGUGGAGAAACAGAGGGUUUGUGCAGCAAUCUGAAUAGUACGUUGUGGAACAAUAUUUACAAACUUGUAGAAAGAGGUAAAAAUACAAGUAUAAGUCUUCAGGAAGAAAUGCCUGAUGGUUUACGACAAAACCUAGAAAUAACUUUUAAUGGACGAACUGAAGCUAAUAUAAGAGGAGAUUUGAAUGAAUAUGAAGUUUAUCAUUUCCGAAAUUGCAUUGUCAAAGGCCGAGAAACGUGUUUAGAGAGGGUUGGAUGGUACAACAAUUCAACGUUAAAUUUAAAAACAGACUUGUUAAGAGAUUAUACGAAGAGCGAAAAUGGAUUGGUUUGGCCGGAUAUCAUAAAGGCUCAGUGUGAUUCUCAAAAAAUAUGUGAAUCUUGCCGAAAUGGUAACUUGGCAAAUGAAGUUGCUUUUAAAAAAGGCGAUUUGUAUGUUGCUGCAGUGGUUCCUGUCUACAACAAGUACAUAUACAAUCAUAUGAAGUGUGGUGAUAUUCGUACAUCUAAUGGAUGGGAGAUUAUUGAAGGCAUUCGUUUUGCAGUAGACACGGUGAACGAAAAACUUGGAAAUUUUGCCAAUAUGUUCGGCACAAAGGAGAUCGGAUAUAUAAUUUUUAACAGCUGUAACCAACCGUUGCUAACUCAAGCAAAACUUCUGAACUUUUUCAGGGAAGGGCUAUAUUUAUCCAAUGGUUCUCUAAUUUCAGAUAUUACAAAUAAUACUCUGGGAUUUGUUGCUGCAUAUAGCAGCGACAUCAGCAUAGCAACAGCAAGAAUACUUCAGGACUUUCAUCUUCCUCAAAUAAGUUACGCCUCUACUGCUGCUGUGUUGAGUGACAGAUCUACUUAUAAAUACUUUAUGCGCACGUGUACUCCUGACGACAAACAAGCUCUGGCUAUGAUUAACAUAGUGAAAUCACUCAAUUCUUCGUACAUACAGAUUAUGUACAGUGAAGGAAGCUAUGGCGAGGGAGGAAGGAACGCUAUUGUACGCGUAGCUAAAGAUAUGAAAAUAUGUAUUGCAAAUGAAAUAAUAGUUAAAGAAAAUGAUUACACAAAGAUUCGUGACAAUCUUCAAAAAACUCCGUAUGCUACAGUUGUGCUUCUUUUUUUGGGAAGUCAUGUUGUAAACGACGUUAUGUCUGAACUACAUGAAAGAAUAAAUCCUUGGUCAUAUCUGUUCAUAGGUUCUGAGGCGUUUGGAUUAAGACAAGAUAUAAUUGAUGGUAAAUCCAAGCUAGAAGGAACCAUAUCUUUGUCCCUACAAAUGAAGCCUUUAACUGGGACAUCUAAAUUUGAAAAUUAUCUACAUCAUAGGCUUGCCGACUUUAACAACGAUGUAAAUCCCUGGACACAAGAGUACUUUGAAGAAAGAAACGGUUGUUUCCUGUCCGGCAGCUUUAACAAACUCUCUGCUUCUCAGUGUACGGAUAUUGAGGAAGAAUUUAACAACAAAGACUAUCAACCAGAACUAUGGACCGCCUUCGCUAUUAAUGCCAUGUUUUCUCUUCUGCAAGGAACAAACAAAUCUUUUGCUGAUCUCUGUGGCAGCCAGUCUUCUACUUUAUGUCAAAGGUAUCGAGUUUCCCCACAAAAGGUCUUUGACAUGAUAAAGAAUGAAAAAAUGGUGAUUGAUGAUAGCGGGAUUCCAUCCAAAGUUUUUAAUGAAAAUGGUGAUGGUAAUAUAGGAUACAAAAUAUAUCAAGUCCAGAGGAAGGCCUCAGAUGCCAGUCAACUGAUAUUUGUUGAAAUAGGUCGAUUUACUUUAGAAGAGGGUGGAUACUCGGUUUAUGAGAAGAUAAUAAAAGAUCCCUUUGGAACCUUACCUUCAGUGUGGCCCAAUCCCUCAGAGGAUCAAAGAUGUCAAGAACAGAUGGACAAUCAACCUUUGUCGAAAAGCGAGGACAGUUCUAUGGUACCAGUGAUUUUAGGUAUACUCUUUGGAGUAGCUGUUUUAGCACUAGUAAUUGUAAGCGGGGUCCUGUUUAAAGUCGUUCGUGCUUCUUAUUCUAAUUCCAGACAACGCUCAGUGGAUAACAUUUACCUUGAUCCGACGUUUUCGAGAAAUAACAGUGCUGAUUCAGGCUACAUUAGAAAUCCAAAUGUUGAAGAUGAACAGAAUAUGGAAUGAAGAUCUUCGGACAAACAGGAAACUCACCAAGACGGAAAAAAAUAUGUAUAGUUUUUUUUUUAAAGAUUAUAAGAACAAUUUCAGUUUAUACGAAUUAUAGAAUAUAAUUUAUUUUUCGAAUACAAACGUAUUUAUACCGUACAGCGAUUAAUACGGGAGAAGAAUUUGAGAUUGAAGGAUUAAAACAUAAGAAUUUGACAUAAAAAAAAGGGAGUAGUCAUUUGAAAUUUCAGUAAUCGAUACAUUAAUAGUUACAGAGAAGGAGGUAAUAUUAAUAUGAAGCACUUUUACCUUGCACAUAACUUUUUAUACCAGA